Actinia tenebrosa (Australian red waratah sea anemone) is the source of this 4240-nucleotide messenger RNA. Its product is annotated as calcineurin-binding protein cabin-1. The record is from RefSeq and is a predicted model, not a curated record. Gene Ontology annotation, cellular component: nucleus. Gene Ontology annotation, molecular function: nucleosome binding; protein binding. NCBI's taxonomy places the organism in Eukaryota, Metazoa, Cnidaria, Anthozoa, Actiniaria, Actiniidae. Gene Ontology annotation, biological process: chromatin organization.
UUUGAUCAAGAAGAGGUGUCACUAGACACACGUUCUUCGUUAAGUCAACGUAAACAAGAGAUGCUUGUCCUUUCCGAGGAGAUCUUCACCAGAGCUCUUGGAAUGGAUGACAGUGAAGCUUGGCUUCAUCACUACAUGUUGGGCAAGAUUGCUGAGAAGCUUAGGAAGUCCCCUGAGAUAUAUCUAGAACAUUACGAAAAGUCGUCAAGGCAUUUAGAUGAAGACAUUGCCAAUUAUCCAAGGAAGAUUCCUUUUUACAGUCCACCUGAUCACGUGCUAGAGGCGUUGGAGGUAUAUUACCGUGUACAUGUUUCAGUUCUGAAACUACUUCUCAACGAGUUUCCGGACGUAAACAAGGAGAUACUUGAGAAGUAUCUACAGCGAGCUGCCAAAGGUCCUUUCUUUAGCCAUGAGUAUGAUAUAGAUGGAGGUCAUUCUAUUGCCUUCCGAUCCGAGUCGACUGCUUCCGAAACCAAUGCCAUAGAACCGGAUAAAGGAGUUUUUGAAUUGUCCUCCGAAUUCCUUGCUUCAACUAAAAUAGACACUUCAACUGCUCCCGUAAGUCAAUCAACUGUACCUACAGCAAUGCAGGUCUCAUUUGACGUAAAACAAGACGUUAGGGCGGAAAAAUCUGGCCUAGCACAAGCAGCUUCGAAAGAUAACGAUGAUGUUGUGAGCGACAGCCAGUUACAAGGACAAGUACAAAAAGACAAAGAUGGGUUGGAAGAACCUAGAGAAGUGACGCCUGCAAUGGAGAUGACAGAAGAAAAAAGUGCAGCAGUUACUAGCAAAUUGUUACAGGAGCAACCGCCCCAUGAUGAGAAACUUAAAAAAGAACCAAGCAAAGAUGUCAAAGAAAAUAUUCCAAGUUCUUUAAUAACAGAACCCAUAGAAUCUACGUUACGCAAACCGCAAGAAUCUGUAAUAGAGGAUGACAAUGGUAAUGUUACGAAAGAUAAGAGUGUAUCUAAUAAUCCUUUUGCAGAUGCUCUUACCAAAGAAUCAAAGAAUGAAGAAGUUGGGAAAAGUGGUAGUGUCAGUGAGUCGAUUAAACAGGAGGAAGAAAUAGAAGAAAAGAUGGAAGUGGAAGAAAAAGAAGCAUUACUGGUUGCAAGUAACGUUGCUAAGCAACCAGACGAUACCAACGGUUUGAAAGGAACCGAGACUGAAGUGGCUCAGCCGGUAAAAUCAAAUGUUUCUCAACAAAUUUCUAAAGACGACACACCUGGAUCUAAGCCGGACUCUCACAUUUUAGAAGUCGUUGAAGGGAUGUCUGGAAUAGAGGACACAGAAACUUGUAAAUCCAAGUCGUUGUCAUCUUACGAUAAACCAAACACGCAAAAAGAAGUUGCGGUAGACGUUCCUGCGAGGACCCCUGUAUUGCUGAAGGGUACAUCAGAAAUAUCAAAAGAACACGCUUAUGCACAGGAUUUUGAAAUGGCAAACCCAACAUGUACACCAGAGAAUUCAAAAGAGUUAUCGAUGCAAGACGUUAAGGAUUUUGAUCGUGUUAAGCAGAUUGGCCAGGAAGAUAUUUCGAAAGAUUUGCUCAAAGUAAAAUCAAGCAAAGAAGAAAUGGAGUCUGUGGAUUCGUCUAAGUUUUAUCCAGGGGAGACUGAAAUGCACGAAAUGGGCGUGCCAAUGGAUACAAAGAAAAUUACUGACGAGCAAGACGAGGAAAUGGAAAACACAAAGGUUACAAAAAGGCCUGAAUUAUCAACAAAUAUAUCAGACACUGUUGAAAAGCUAUCACCAGCUAUUCCAAUGGAUAUUUCUCAAUCACAACCUGAAAAGGAAGGCUUGAAGAAGAUUCAUCCGAAGGAUACAACAUUAAUGUCUAAUGAAACGAUACACGAGUCUGGCGUAGGGAAAGAAGCUUUGGAGGACACGAGAGAAAUUUCUGCAAGUGCUGAAGAAGACAAAGUUGGCGAAUCAAAGGAUAUUUUAAGAAGUCAAUCCAAGGAUAAAGAGUCGGUGACAGCUCCUAAAGAAUCGCGUGAAGAAACCCCUCUUGUUUCGAAUGGCAGCAACAGCAAACGUUUUGAAAAUGACUCUCAAAUAAGAAAUGUGGGUAAGGAAUCUAAGACAGACAAAGAAGAGAGCUUGGUAACCAAUCAAUGCAUUCCUGCGCAAAGCAUAGUCAAGGACAAGAAACCGCUGACCGAUGAGCAAAAAAUUGUUCAGCGUGAAUUGAUCGAUGUUUGCAUUCAUGGACUGGAGCACUGUCUCCUUCGUUUCCCUCAGCAUCACAAGUGUCGAUACAGACUAGCGAAUGUGUAUUAUGUAUCCCCAUAUCACAAGGCAUUCUGGAGGAUACCCGAAGAAGAUAUUGACCGUCCCGGUAGCUUCUGUACUCACACACACAAGUCGGUGGACCUCUUAUUACAAGUACUAAGAGACGUCAAUGAAUGGGACACUCUAAUAAGCAUCUCUAACUUGCUGCACAGGACACCCGAGCCAGGAAAAAAAUAUCUUCGUGACAACGAACGACACUUUCUUUCCAAAAAGGCCUGUGACUUUUCUGUCGAGAUCAUGGCAAAGCGGGUAGAAUCACAAGAUGCUCAGGUCGAGCCUGCGGUUUUAUCACAGCUGUUGUUCGAUGCCUACGAAUGUUGGAAAAUCGCACAAAAAUACGAGGGGACUGCAAAGAUAUCUGAAAAUCUGGUAGUAAAGGCCUUCGAAAUGUACAGAGAAAAAGUACCUGACAUCACAGACUUACAAAGCGGUGGAGAGUCACAGCCUUCAGUCUUGGACAGAGCAAUAAGAUUCUGCCAACAAAGUUCAAAACCACAGACUUCCUCUACUUCAACAACGGCUCACCAGACCCCUGCAGAUUCAUCAGUCGAUAGUCAGAUCGACAAUGCUUUCGGAUCUGACGACAUAGUAAUGUCAGAGCCACGUGACGUCAGCAAAACAGCAGCAUCGAAGGACCAACCAGACACGACUUCUCUCCAAAAAGAAGCGAAGGAGAGUAAUGGAAUAUCUGGUAAAGCAACAAAGGAAAAGGAAAUAGAGUCUGAAGCUGUGGCGAUCAAGAAUACUUUAUCCAAAACAAAUGAGAGGAGCGUGUCUCUUACUGAAGCACCGACUGAACCACUAGAGCGGUUUACUUGUUCCACUAUCAAUACAUUGGGAUCGAAAAAUGUAUCCAAAGAAACUAGUAAAGAAACUAAAGAUGUUUGUACCACGAGAUUUAACCAAGAAACAUCAAGCAAAGAUACUGGCUCAGGUAUACUUACAAAACAUUUGGAUCCCAAUCAGCAGCAAUCCGGAAUCGGUUCGACAAUAUACACGAAGCCUUCCGUAGACAUUCCAGAGACUUUUCCGAAAGCAGAGGCUUCUCCUCUAGAAAUACAAAAGGCGUUUGAAUCGGACAGCUUGAUAUCUGCCGUCGCAGAAUGUUCCCAAUCCAAGGUUUCGUUAACAUUGACAGCGAAAUCUUUGGAUUCUGCUUUAGACGAAAAUGCUAAACAAGAAUCGCCUUUGUCUUUAGAUAAAGACCCAUCCUUUACUGAACCUGUGAGUCUUGAUGACCAGCAGUAAUGAAAUGAGUGCUUCUAAAGAAAAAGUGACUAGUGAAAUAAAAACUAUAAUAAAUCACUUAGUGAACUAAAUUCUUUUUUUCGACUACUCGAUUGUCAGAUAUUUUCCUUUGUUCAACCACUUUCCGGCAUACGCCUGCAAAUAAACCUCCUCGGCUCUGGAGCGCUCGAACGUAAUGUUUUCCCAUUUUAGACCACGUGUCAUUCACUUGAUGAUAAUAUUCUUUGUUUGAGUUAUAUCCAUAUUCAUGUGUCUCAUGUGCAAACCUUAAACAAAGAAAUGAUAAUCUAGGGAAUGACACGUGGUCUGAAAUGGGAAAACAUUACGUCAGAGCCGAGAAGCACUAUUGUGCAACUCGACUGGGAACCGUGAAAACGAUUUCAAGCUGUUUCAAGCUCUUACGUCAUAGGUAACCUAACUGGUUCAAUCUAAAUUGACCUAGUACAACCGGUUAUGUGACGUAGUAAUCUAGCUUAACCCUUAAAUACGAGCUCACUCAGGGUUAGUAGUUUGUUGCAGUUAUUCUUCAGUCAAUCGCAGUUAGUAUUCAGAGUCUCCAGUCAGUCUACAGUUAUUCUUCAUUUAGUCUUCAGAGAGUCUCCAGUCAGUUGUUGUUGCAGUUGGUUAUAUACUUAGAGUUAGUCAAGUCAGCAACCUCUACUUUGUAAAAGACAAGCGAAUAAACUUAUAGUCAAGA